GAGAGAGAAAGAAGGAAAAAGAGAGAGAGGAAGGGACAGAGAGAAGGGAGAUGUGAAAACAUUUUUAUCCUAUAGAAAGAGAUGGGAGAUAUUCAAAAGUUAAAUUUAUAUAAUAAUUAAACUUAUAUAAUAAUUAAAUUUAUAUAAUAAUAUCGUAAGACGUAUAUGAAAUGUCAAUUCUUCGUCGCUUAUCGUUGUACCGAUCAAUUAUUUAAAGAUUUUCCCCAUAUAAAAUUAUAUAAGUUUGAUCAAAAAUCGUGCUAGUAAGUAUGGCAGGUUAAGUUGUUCCUUAGACUGUUGAGAGUGAAAGUGCGAGGAGUGUUCGCGUAUGGUCGAGCACGACAGAAAGAUCACACACAGUAGAUCUUUUAUUUUCAAAAGAUUUAGACACGUUUUGUUUUCCUACGGUGAUAGUCAAAAUGAAACAGUGCGUAAUAGUGUUCACCGUAAUUUUUAUAUCCUGCGGAUUUUCUUUCGCUAAUUUUGAUGAUCAUUUUAAAAAUUGUCAUCCAAACGUCGCAGGCUUCGAUGUUUGUAUAAGAGAAGCAUUAAAUAAAAUACAACCGUAUUUCAAAACUGGACUUCCUCAAUAUAAUGUCGAACCAUUCGAUCCGUUUUUUGCUAGAAAAAUUAGCGUCGAACGUGGAAUGCCAAAUUUUGGAUUUACUUUGACCCUUAAAAAUGUCACCGAAAGUGGUUGGGCCAAUAGCAAAGUAACCAAAUUCGUCAGCGAUAUACCAAAUUUCAAAGUUGUUUAUUCGCAAAGCUUUCCAGAAAAAUUAUUAUUUGGCGAUUAUGAAUUUUUCGGAAGAUUUUUCGGCUCGUCGAUACGUAACAAAGGAAAAUUUACGCUGACCCUGUACGAUCUCAUCCAAACUACGACAGUUACUAAACUCCCGGGUCAGAAGAUUAAGGUUAACAUCAACGUACAGGUCAUACGGGAUUUGAAACUUCACAUCACGAAUCUUUUAUUUGGACGAGAAAUACUCGAGGGCGUACUCGAUAAAAUUAUUAAUGGCACUUGGCAGCCAGGAUUUUUACUGACCAGAGGAAUAAUCAAUGAAUUAGUAUCGACCGCUUUUACCGAGAUUUUUGAUAAAGCAUUUAAAAAUUUUCCUUUUCAACGAAUCAUCAAGCUCAAGUCUAUUCGUUCGGAAUAA
Molecule: messenger RNA, 1160 nt
Organism: Vespa crabro (European hornet)
Lineage: Eukaryota; Metazoa; Arthropoda; Insecta; Hymenoptera; Vespidae
Gene: Jhbp16
Exons: 5
Coding region: 420-1160 (246 amino acids)
Source: RefSeq, a predicted model, not a curated record